This is a messenger RNA of Neolamprologus brichardi, 3804 nucleotides long. RefSeq names its product K(lysine) acetyltransferase 2B (gene kat2b). The record is from RefSeq and is a predicted model, not a curated record. Gene Ontology annotation, biological process: positive regulation of transcription by RNA polymerase II; chromatin remodeling. Gene Ontology annotation, cellular component: ATAC complex; nucleus. Gene Ontology annotation, molecular function: histone H3 acetyltransferase activity; protein binding. Lineage: Eukaryota; Metazoa; Chordata; Actinopteri; Cichliformes; Cichlidae.
AUGAAGGUCCCCUAGCGGAGGAAAAUGGGCCUACAGCGAGAAAUUGAAAAUAAGGAUGAGCGCCAUGUCUGAUCCUCCGUUUGUGGAAUAGAGCGGACGGCGCAGCGAAUAUUCCCCGGGCUGGCGGUCCCUUCGGGUUUCGGUGGGAAUCAUGGCCGACAGCGCUGGGAUUCAGCAAGGUUCGCCGGCCAUCGGAGCCGCGGGCCUGGUUCCGGCCGCUCCUGGAGCCGGAGGCACGGAGGGCUCCGGCGCCGCUAGAGGAUCCGCACGUAUCGCCGUGAAGAAGGCACAACUACGCUCCUCGCCUCGGCCCAAGAAACUGGAAAAACUCGGAGUGUAUUCAUCCUGCAAAGCUGAAGGAGCCUGUAAGUGUAAUGGCUGGAAAAGUCAGAACCCCCCUCCUACACCUCCUCAAACAGAGCAGCAGUCCAACGCAGUCAACCUCCAGGAGCCCUGUCGGAGCUGCUCUCACACUUUGGGUGAUCAUGUGACCCAUCUAGAAAAUGUUUCAGAGGAGGAAAUGAACAGGCUUCUUGGUAUUGUUCUGGAUGUGGAGUAUCUGUACACGUGCAUUCACAAAGAGGAGGAUGCUGACACUAAACAAGUCUACUUUUCCCUCUUCAAACUGCUGAGGAAGUCCAUCCUACAGAUGGGUAAACCAAUGUUAGAAGCACAGGAGAGUCCGCCAUUUGAAAAGCCCAGCAUCGAGCAGGGGGUGAACAAUUUUGUCCAGUACAAAUUCAGCCACCUGCCAUCUAAAGAACGCCAAACCAUUAUGGAGCUGGCUAAGAUGUUUCUCAACCAGAUCAACUACUGGCAGUUGGAAACGCCCUCUCAAAGACGCCAAAGGGUGCCCAAUGACGAUGCAGCUGGAUACAAAGUCAACUACACUAGAUGGCUCUGCUACUGCAAUGUUCCUCAGUUCUGUGACAGCCUGCCUCGCUACGAGACCACUCAGAUCUUCGGGCGGACGCUUUUGCGUUCUGUCUUCACUGUGAUGAGGAAACAGCUGCUGGAGCAGGCCAGACAGGAGAAGGACAAGCUCCCUCCUGAGAAACGCACACUCAUUCUUACACACUUUCCCAAGUUCUUGUCAAUGCUGGAGGAGGAGGUUUACAGUCAUAACUCUCCAAUCUGGAGCCAAGACUUCUUGGCAGGGGCAGCGGGAGGGCAGAUUCCUAUCCACACAGUUAUAAGUGCUGCUUCAGUGGCCAGGCCGCUGUACUACAGCACCAGUCCCGUGUCAGUGGACCCGUCCACCUGCGGCAGUGUCAGUCCUGCCAGGAAGGCAGCUUCUGUACUGGAGCCAAACCCAGCAGGAGAAAAGCGUAAACCUUCUGAGCCCCUUUCCCAUGAGGAAAACAAGAGACCCAGGGUGGUUGGUGACAUCCCCAUGGACCUCAUCAAUGAAGUCAUGGCGACUAUCGCUGAUCCUGCUGCCAUUCCAGAGACCAGCCUGCUAUCAGCUCACUCUGCACGUGACGAAGCCGCCCGCCUGGAGGAGCGCAGGGGCGUGAUUGAAUUCCACGUCAUUGGGAACUCCCUAAACCAAAAGCCCAACAAGAGGAUCUUGAUGUGGCUCGUCGGCCUUCAGAACGUGUUCUCCCAUCAGCUUCCCCGCAUGCCCAAGGAGUACAUCACGCGGCUGGUGUUCGAUCCGAAACACAAAACGCUGUCCCUGAUCAAAGACGGCAGAGUGAUCGGAGGGAUCUGCUUCCGGAUGUUUCCAUCGCAAGGCUUCACAGAGAUUGUCUUCUGUGCCGUCACCUCCAACGAGCAGGUCAAGGGUUAUGGAACACAUUUGAUGAACCACCUGAAAGAAUAUCACAUAAAGCAUGAAAUCCUCAAUUUUCUCACUUACGCUGAUGAAUACGCCAUUGGGUACUUUAAGAAACAGGGUUUCUCAAAAGACAUAAAGGUUCCCAAGUCCAAGUAUGUGGGCUACAUCAAGGAUUAUGAAGGAGCCACACUCAUGGGCUGUGAGCUCAACCCCAGCAUCCCCUACACCGAGUUCUCUGUCAUCAUCAAGAAGCAGAAAGAGAUAAUCAAGAAGCUGAUUGAGAGGAAACAGGCUCAGAUCAGAAAAGUCUAUCCAGGGCUGUCCUGUUUUAAGGAUGGAGUCCGGCAGAUUCCCAUUGAGAGCAUUCCUGGCAUACGUGAAACUGGCUGGAAGCCUGUGGGCAAAGGGAAAGAACUGAAAGACCCCGAUCAACUGUAUAGCACUCUGAAAACUAUCCUCCAACAUGUGAAGAGUCACCAGAAUGCCUGGCCUUUUAUGGAGCCUGUGAAAAAAACAGAAGCACCUGGGUACUACCAAGUCAUACGCUUCCCCAUGGACCUCAAGACAAUGAGCGAGCGUCUAAAGAGCCGGUACUACACGACACGGAAGCUUUUUAUGGCCGACAUGCAGCGAAUUUUCACAAACUGUCGUGAAUACAACCCUCCAGAGAGCGAGUACUACAAGUGUGCCAACCUACUGGAGAAGUUCUUCUACACUAAGAUCAAAGAGGCGGGCCUAAUCGAGAAGUAAACCAGAGGAAGAGAUUUGUCUUCACCUGAACAAGGAUGAGGGUGUCCUGGGACAAUGAACUGUUGUUUUAGACAAUGCAAAAGACAAGCAAAGCAAAGGACACGACUACUGAUUCUGGAGUAGAUAGGUUUCAGAAACAUAUCUUAAUGUAAAAGGUGCAAACGGGUCUUGGAUGAACACUUUUGUAAUGUUUGAUGCUUGCUGGCCUAGACCAUAAAUCAGUAGCUUAGAAUACCCUGAAAGAUGGGUCACAAGGGGAAGGCCUCAUUUAAGAACUGUAAGACUGUUUCCGUUUCCAGACAAAAGCAUUGUAGUUUUUGUAUUUGACCAUGUGUCUCAGAGGCCCAUGGAAAGAAAAGAAGAGCAGUAGUUAAACAUUAAACAGAGCAGGUGUUGUUUGUGUGCUGAAAGCACUGUAUCAUGACAGCUGAUCAGAGAUUAACCACCCAUCUUACUUAAUCUUUGUUUUCAUACUGCCUUUUCUGUGUCUGCCUCCUCCUCUCAGUUGACUCAGGUAGAGAUGUUAUGAGGAAUUGCCGCAUGCGCGGUAGAUUAGUGUUACCUGUGAGGAAAGGGACUGAGAGUCCAAGUUUUCCUGUCUGUAAAACUCUACUCUUGUGAGCACGCAUGACGUUAAUGAAGUCAGUUUGUCUGUGAAGAGUUCAUCCUGCCAAAAGAGGAAUACAUACUUUAAAUUUGUACAGAUUUUAAUGCACUUAUACCCCACUGUACAUUUUAAAUGUGUAUAUAACAUAUAUUUUCUUUCCCAGAACUGAAAAAGGACAACAACAAAAAAAAAACCCAAUCUUUUGCUUUUAUCAUGCCACAUAGGGCAAUUUGACUAUCAAAAUGCACUUUUAUUUUUCCAAGUAUUAGUUAACAUGAAUGAGAGCAUCUCCUUUCCUUUAGAAUUUGUUUUACAUAGAAAUUACACUGUUGACUAAGGACUAAUUUAAUUAUCUAGAGUAUAUUCUUAUUUAUGUGCUGUAAUUUAGAAGAAUGAAACUUAAGGCAAGUUCUUAAUUUAUUAUUUCUUAUUUUUGUCCGGCAGAUGGAGAUUGAUAACUUUAUACUUUGGAGAUAAACGAAAAGAUUGUGCAAUACUAUGUACUUUUACUGUUUUGUAAAAAAGGUGUUUGUACUUUUCAAGCUUUAGAAAAAAAAAAUACCUUUUGUAAUGUCUGGAGAGAUAAUUUCAUGCUCUUUCUACAGUUGGUUUUAAUGACAUAGCAUUAGCCUAUUUUAUAGACUGAAUAAAACAGAAGUGAGGCUAA